AUGCGCAGCCAGGCCACUGUGCGUUUGGAAGAGAUCAUUCUCUCAGGAGACUGGCAUACCAUAGCCAUCGCCUCCUCCAACGAGAAGAAGAUCGAAGUGGAUGGGCCGCUGCGACUGUACAUGCGUCACCUGGAGUGCAGCAACGGAUGCGAGGAGCUGGCUGUCACCUUCUUUACCCACUUGAACGGGUUCUGUCAGAAGAUCACCACCUUUACCAAGCACAUCGGGAAUGGCACCUACCGGGUCCAUUAUGAGGGUGACAACAAAUUUGAAGUGAUGAAGCACACAGGAAACUGCAUUGCAUUUGGUAGUAUAAACAAGGAUCCUUUUGGCAAGUUCACCAAGCUGGUCUUCUUGGUUGGAAAGACCAGAGAACUGGAUGAAGAACAGAAGAAGAAGCUGGAGCAGGUCGUGGAGGACAAGGGCAUCCCCAAGGAGAACAUCAAAUAUGUCCUCAACACGGGUACAUUCACCGCGCUGCCUGGGGCACUAAUAUAUCAACCUCCUGAUAAUGCUUCAAUGUCAGUACACCACCUCUCUAAAGCAAGUAAAGUCAGAUAUCACGUCCUGUAUGAAUCAUUGCAACUAUCACACUGA
This is a messenger RNA of Jaculus jaculus (lesser Egyptian jerboa), 597 nucleotides long. Its product is annotated as odorant-binding protein-like. The transcript has 6 exons. The record is from RefSeq and is a predicted model, not a curated record. The coding region runs from base 1 to 597 and encodes 198 amino acids. Gene Ontology annotation, molecular function: odorant binding; small molecule binding. Lineage: Eukaryota; Metazoa; Chordata; Mammalia; Rodentia; Dipodidae.